UCCGGAAACUACAAGUCAGCUGCUGGGAAGCUGAAGGUGUUUAUUCCUGAAUUAUCUUGAUGGCAGACGUCGCCAGUUUUUAGGGUGUUGUUUCUGGAAACAGUAACGGCUGCUACUGGGGAACUGAAAGUCUGUGACAGACUGUGAAGAUGAAGUCUGUGGUUCUGCUCGAAGCUUUCUCUUUGGCUUGUUUCGUGCUGUUAUGCCAAGUGACGGCGAAGAAUUCUGAAGACAUCCGUUGUAAAUGCAUCUGCCCACCAUACAGAGAAUUCAAGGGGCAAAUCUACAAGCAAAAUGUUUCUCUCAAAGACUGUAACUGUCUUCAUGUAGUUGAACCCAUGCCGGUUGACGGAAAAGAUGUGGAGGCGUAUUGUUUACGCUGCGAGUGUAAAUAUGAAGAGAGGAGUUCGGGGACGAUUAAGGUUACCAUCAUAAUGUACCUCUCCAUUUUGGGUCUGCUGCUGCUCUACAUGGUCUACCUGACUCUCCUGGAGCCCAUAUUGAAGAGGCGUCUGUUUGGACACUCACAGCUCAUCCAAAGUGAUGAUGAUGUUGGGGACCAGCAGCCUUUUGCCAAUGCUCACAAUGUUCUGUCCCGUUCACACUCUCGACCCAACAUGCUGAACAAAGUGGAGCAUGCCCAGCAGCGCUGGAGGAGGCAGGUCCAGGAACAGAGGAAGUCUGUGUUCGACCGCCAUGUUGUUCUCAGUUAAACUGCCUUGCGAGAAAGAAUUACCGGUGGAGCAAAAAAACAAAACAAAAAAAACACCACUGUGAUGGAGCCCUAAAUUUAUAUAGUUCCUUUCUCUCAUUUGUCAUUUGUAUCUCCUCACGUGAGACACUUCCGAGGUGAACGUGGGGGAAGAAAUCUCUAUCUGUAGAGCAGAAGCCCCUGGUAGGUGUAUAAUCAAAGCUGGGAGCUCUUUUUUAGUCUGCAGGCAGCACAAGCGAUUACAGUGAAUUAAUUUUUGCACAAUCUUGAAUGAACAGUCUUAAAUAGUGUUUCCAAAAGCAGAAUUUACUCUCUGCCUGCUGUCCAGUUUGCAAAAGUGCCAAGUCACCGGAGAAUUUGCAAUGAAAAAAUUGAUGGUAGAGACUAAUAACCCUGAGAUAAAAAAACAUCUUUCAAGUGAAUAUUUUAUUAACAUCCUCUAGGUAUUUCUGGCCACAGUGUCAGGUGGCAUCACAUCAGUCCAAAGCUGACCAGUCUUUCACUUUUACAAGCCAAAGUGGCUUCCAGAGUAAAACUACCACUCAUUAUGGCUGGACAACUGGGCCAGCCUCCUGGCUGCAGUAAUGAUCUGUUAACAUGUAGCUGGUGAGUAUUUUCCACCCAAAUCCUAAUAUAACUUAGAACUACUGUUCUCAGCACAGGAGAAAGGAAAUGGUGUAAAAAAAUAAAUCUUUCAGCCUUUGAAAAUGCAUGUUUUAUAAUAAAGCUUUUAUAAAUGUGUUUUCAAUCCUCCAUUCCUACCAUAAUGUUUAAUGUCUGAUAACUGCUGUGGAAUCCAUCAUGUAAUGCAUAACAUUAAAUUUGAUGUUUGAAAGUAGUGUCAUUGAACCUCGUUACUGAAACCGAUAAAAUUUCUUGUUGAUGUCAUAGUAAAUGUAACUGCUGUUGAUUCUCAUUCGUUGAAGACUCUAUUUUCAAUCAGUGCCCUCUUCAACUGCCUAAUCAACUCUUUGUUUUUGGCACUUUUGCAUGCUUGGUCUAACAUCACUUCCGUUUUUGAAGGUCCUAGUUGCCUAACAGGCAGCGUUAGUAUGACGAGUGAUAUUCUGAGUUAGAAGAAGUUUAUUUUGUGUAUGUUGGCGCUGUGUACGUGGGUGGAGUGGAUGAAGAACCACUGUUGGGAGAACUAUGAAAGUGUUUUUUUAACUAUAUGUUAUACCUUUAACUUUGAAAUAAAUUUAUGUCAUAUUUGUGA
Micropterus dolomieu (smallmouth bass) is the source of this 1928-nucleotide messenger RNA. It is a transcript of the gene tmem9b, whose product is annotated as TMEM9 domain family, member B. Gene Ontology annotation, biological process: positive regulation of canonical NF-kappaB signal transduction. The coding region runs from base 150 to 713 and encodes 187 amino acids. Gene Ontology annotation, cellular component: lysosomal membrane. The transcript is spliced from 5 exons. The record is from RefSeq and is a predicted model, not a curated record. NCBI's taxonomy places the organism in Eukaryota, Metazoa, Chordata, Actinopteri, Centrarchiformes, Centrarchidae.